UGGGGGGAAUUCAUAUUUACAUAUUUUGACAUUUUUAACUGUGGCAUUUUGUCCACACAUGGUUUAAAUUUUAGUCAAUUUUGCAUUUCUUUUAUAAUUUUAUUUUUUGCAAAUUAAUUUUUUUCUUCAUUUUUUAGCAUAAUUUUAAAUAGUAGAAGCAUAAUACAAAAAUGGAAGCAGCAACUUUAGAAAUUGAAUGUCGUUUUCUUGGUGAUCAAAAAUUGCCUAUUGACAACAAAAUUGUCGUCAAAAAUAAUAAUUCAAAAUUAUUUAAUGGAAAAAUACAUUCACAAAUACCAAAAUUUCCAAUCCUUCCAAAUGACUACGAAAUUAGAGAACUUUCAGAAGAAGAUUUUGAUCAAGGAUUUUUAGAAUUACUUGAACAAUUAACUUCGACUUUGCCUAUUACACGCCAACAAUUUAUUGAAAGAUUACAUCAAAUGAGAAGUCAACAACCGAGGUGUUAUCAUAUUUUCAUCAUUAGGAAGAUAAGCACCUGCCGUAUCGUCGCAACCGCCGCUCUAGUUUGUGAACUAAAAUUUGUCCACAAUUGUGGGAUGCGUGGUCGCGUUGAAGACGUUGUUGUUGACAGUUCAGAACGUGGCAAACGCUUUGGACAAAUUCUCAAUGAAUAUAUUGUACAACUUGCUCAUCAUAUGGGCGUUUACAAAUUAUCUCUUGAAUGUAAAGACCAUUUGAUUCCAUUCUAUCAAAAAUUUGGUUAUCGACAUGACGGCAAUAAUUUCCUGGUGCAACGCUUUAUAUAA
This is a messenger RNA of Meloidogyne enterolobii, 767 nucleotides long. NCBI's taxonomy places the organism in Eukaryota, Metazoa, Nematoda, Chromadorea, Rhabditida, Meloidogynidae. The record is from the annotation of a GenBank genome assembly.